Messenger RNA from Lotus japonicus, 1999 nucleotides. RefSeq names its product transcription factor TGA2.2-like. The coding region runs from base 294 to 1736 and encodes 480 amino acids. The record is from RefSeq and is a predicted model, not a curated record. Gene Ontology annotation, molecular function: DNA-binding transcription factor activity; sequence-specific DNA binding. NCBI's taxonomy places the organism in Eukaryota, Viridiplantae, Streptophyta, Magnoliopsida, Fabales, Fabaceae. Gene Ontology annotation, biological process: DNA-templated transcription; regulation of DNA-templated transcription. The transcript is spliced from 12 exons.
UGUCUGAGUCUGAGAGGCGUUGGGAAAAUAAAAUCCCGAGUCAGAUAGCAAUGAUAAUUAAUAAACUCCACCCUAUACUACUUCUACUACUACUACUAGUAGUAAUGCUAGCAGUACCUCAAAUCAAAUAUAAACAAUUCAAAAGUACUAAUAAGCUAUCCUCUUCUUAAAGAUACAUCAAGAUUUUCCUUAGCUUCUCACACUUCUUUCUACUCAUACUUAAUCUGAUUCUGAUUCUUCUAUCUGAACACAACAAAAAUAGGAUAAAGUUUCAUGAUCAUGCUGUGAGAAAUAUGCAAGGAUUCAAGACAGCUCAAGGAAAUUCUCACCUCUAUUGCCACCCCUCCUCCUUCUUGCUGAGGGGAGAUGAUACUAGUAGAAACCAUACGCGUUUCUCUGAUCUUGGGGAGCUUCAACAUUCCUCUAAUAUCUUUCAACAAGAUGAUGCUGUUGAUUUAAGCUCAAGUAACUUACCAUGCUCCAUGUAUAGUGUAAAGUCUUGCAAUGUUGUUGGUGGUGGCAGUAACAUGCAGUAUGGGACACUGAACACGAAUCUUGGGUCGGCAGAGAUUGUUUCAACUGGGGCAGGGUGCUUGGAGACAGGGCAGCAGCUCAUGUAUCACAAGGAAAUCUCCAUGGCCACCAUGCCUAUGGGGAAUGGUCAUGUUGAGAAUUGGGCUGAUUCUUCAGGCAUGGCAGAUAAUAGCCAACAGACUGAUGACACUUCCACAGAUGUUGAUACUGAUGAUAAAAUCCAAUCCAAUAGAGAUAAACGUGGGACACAUAUGGUUGUUCACUCCAGGGAUCAGACCAAGUCCAAACCUGAAGAUCAGAAGAUCCUUCGUAGGCUGGCUCAGAAUCGCGAGGCUGCUAAGAAGAGUAGAUUAAGGAAAAAGGCAUACGUGCAGCAGUUAGAGAACAGCCGACUCAAGCUUGUGCAAUUAGAGCAAGAGCUUCAAAGAGCACGUCAGCAGGGUGUAUUUAUGGCAUCCCCUGGGGAUCAAAGUCAUUUGGCUGUUGGAGGAGCAAAUGGUGCCUCAGCCUUCGAUAUGGAAUAUGCUCAUUGGGUUGAUGAGCAUCAACGCCUCCUCACUGAUCUAAGAUCAGCUUUAAAUUCUCAGAUGGGUGAUAAUGAACUACAUCUUCUUGUUGAUGGUGUCAUGGCACAUUAUGAUGAACUAUUCAGGUUAAAGAGCCUAGGGGCGAAAGCUGAUGUAUUUCACAUGCACAGUGGGCUGUGGAAGACACCUGCUGAAAGAUGUUUCAUGUGGCUUGGUGGAUUCCGCUCCACUGAACUUCUCAAGAUAGUUAAAAACCACCUUGAGCCGUUAACAGAACCGCAGUUGAUGGGCAUUGACAAUCUGCUGAGGUGUGCCCAGCAGGGUGAGGAUGCAUUAACUCAAGGCAUGGAAGCAUUGCAGCAAGCUCUUGUAGACACACUUUCCUCCACCUCCCUAGGACCUGCUGGUGCUGGAAAUGUUGCUGAUUACAUGGGCCAAAUGGCAAUUGCAAUGGGCAAGCUGGCCACAUUGGAGAGUUUCCUUCACAGUGCUGAUCUCGUGAAGCAACAGACUUUACAACAGUUGCAAAGAAUAUUGACGACGCGGCAGAUGGCUCGUGCUCUCCUUGUCAGAAAUGAUUACAUUUCAAGAUUACGAGCUCUUAGCUCAUUAUGGUUAGCGCGCCCUAGAGAGAGCUCUGUGAUGAGUAGCUUGCCACCCUCAAAUAUAGAAUAGAACGGCCUCGUUGUUUACUGAGAAGAAAGAAGAGAAACCUUUAUCUUCGGUAGUUGCUGAGAUCUAAUUUUCUUUAGAAGAAGAUAGGUUCAUGACCUGAAAUUUGUGCUGUAUUGUAGGGAUGUUCUGUAUAUUAUUACCACAUUCUAGUGGUUAUUGUGCAAUGUAACAAAAGUAAGGUUUGUAUAAAAUGCACAAUUGCACUGCUAGAGGUAUAUUAGUAUCAUAUUUUUAACAUGAUUAAUCAAUUUUGAAAUGGCUAU